Messenger RNA from Rotaria socialis, 2988 nucleotides. Lineage: Eukaryota; Metazoa; Rotifera; Eurotatoria; Philodinida; Philodinidae. The record is from the annotation of a GenBank genome assembly.
AUGAAUAUAUCUACCACGCAGCGCCCGUCGCUAUGUACACUACCCGUGGAACUUAUUCAUCAUAUUUUCCAUUAUCUUGAUGCACAAACAAUUGUUCGUUCGUUUCGUAGUGUUUGCAAACAAUUUUACACAAUUGUUAAAGCAUACGAUCAAUUUAAAUUGGAUUUCAAUGCAAGCUUAAAGUCGGACUUUCUUUUUCUUUGCAAUUUCAUUUCGCCGGAGAAUAUUCAAUCGCUUACAUUGUCUGAUAGAGAUGAGACACCAGGACAAGUGGAAUUUUUUUUGUCGUUCACACGCAUCAAACAAUUUACUCGAUUACGCUAUUUGACUAUUUUUGAAAUUGAUGACUGUUAUUUGAAUAUUAUUUUGAAAGAUUUAUCUACUUUAACACUUCAAUCGUUAUGCAUUCAUUCAGAACGAGAUUAUUCGCGAGACAAUACAAGUUUGGAUCAAUUGUCAUCGGUAAUGUCAUUACCUAGCCUUCACAACGUCAAUUUAAAUAUUCCUAAUUUGAAUUUAUCUGAAUUACUAUGGUCGCUAGAAUGUAAAGUACAACAUCUAGAAAUUUAUUGUCGUACUCUCGAUGAAUAUUGUAAUAUUCUCAAUCAUUUGCCUAAUCUGCGAAAAUUCGUAGUGAUACAGUUAAAUCAGGAUAGUACGGAUGAAAUAGUUACUCAACUAUCAAAUUUAACACCAUUUCGUCAACUAUCUUAUCUAGCAUUCAAACAUUGUCAUAUUGAUAUUAUCUUACUUGAAUUGCUUCUUUUAUUGGCACCUUCAAUUGAACGUCUUCAGUUGAUACGAUCGAUAGAUUUACAUACUUUUAUAGCCCACUUGCAUCAAUGGGCAAAUUUCGUUGAAACAAAGUUACCAUUCUUAACACAAUUCGAAUUUUUUCUUACUGAAGAUGAACAUGAUUUUAAUUUCACCGUGGAUACCGAAUCUCUUAUAGAUCCAUUUCGAACAUCAUUCUGGACCGAAAAGAAAAGUUGGUUUGCUAUAUGUGAUUACAUCGUUUAUCCACGAACUGUUAUUCUCUACACGCCAUUGACCUUUGAUCCUGAAUUUGAAUAUGUAUAUGAGUCGAAGGAAAUUCGACGUUCGAGUUCAGUACCAAACAUAAAUAAUGCAACAAAGAUGGAUGGUGUGCGUAAAUUGCGUUUAGAUUUGACAAAUGUAAUGACUUUGGCCACAUCGUCACAGGGUGGCUUACCACAUAAUAUUCGAUUCCCGCGACUUGAUCAACUGACAAUACGUAUUGGUGAUGAGUGGCCGUUGGGUUCACUUCGAUUCCUUUCGAGUCUCGUCGAUUUGUCGAAUCUUAUCAAACUUUCGUUGCAAAUAAGUAGCGCAUUCUAUAACUCUUCGGAAUGGACAGAUGUACAUGGAGCAAAGCAAUCUCUUGAAAAAUCAUUGAAUGAAAUAAAUGUAGAGAUUUAUCCAAAAAGUAUUAUUCAAUAUAUUGAUCAAUUAAUGGGAAAAUUAAAACGACUGAAUGAAUAUUCAAUCAAACCUAAUUCAAUGUUGGUUCUUGGAUUAAAAUCAAUUCUAGCAAAAUCACUUCAUCGUCUAUUAAAAGAAAAUUAUUAUAUUGACGAGUUAGUGUAUUAUACUGAUCAACUUGAUGAGCAUUUCUAUCUAUUAACAGUCACAACUAUAAAUACAUCUGUAUCCAUAAAUCUAUUUGAUGAAUUUACAAUUUCAUAUAGAAAUAUGACUAAUCGUUUGACUGAUUUGCAUAAAAAACUUUGCUUUUAUAUGGAUAAAAGUCAAUCCAAUUUUAAUAAACAGAUAUUGAUUAAAUUAAAUAUGCUCCAUGAAAGCCUGCAGUUCUUUAUUCAAUUUAUUGAAAAGCACAUUCUAAAUAAAAUUAAUAUCAUUCUGGAUACGGAACAAGAAAAUAAAAUUCACAAAUCUAUUGUAUUGAUUGAAUGUUUAAUUAUUUCUAUUAUUGUAUGCAUUACAAUCGUUCCAUUGAUUUUUAUUGGAAUCAAAUUCUUGUUGGAAUGGAAAGUUAAACAUAUUCAACAGACAAUUGAUCAAGUCGGUUGUUUGAAUAUUCAAAGAAGUAAUCAAGAACAAUAUCCAUUGGAUGUCAUCAAUAACGAUGCAUUACCUAAUCAACUUAAGCCGUAUGGCGUAUACAAUGAUAUGAACAACACAAGCGGUGAAAAUUCUAAUUCAUCGUCUAAUAACAAUCUAAUGGAAAAGAAUAAAACUGAUGAUCAUCAUUCUGUUGGUAUAUUUCUUUUUUCAAUACGACUCUGUUUUGCUCUAAUAAAUAUGUUGAUCAUUAUUUUGUCUCUUAUUACUGGAUUUCUCUAUGGGCUUGAUUUAUUAUUAAACAUGUCUUGCGAAUUAGUACAUCAUAAUCAAACAUUACUUAUUUCACUUGUAACAAAUAAUUUCGUCAAUCAAAGCGGUACUUUUGAUGUAAAUAGAACAAUAUUUAACAUAAUUAACGAUUGUAAUCGAAAUGUUCACUUCAGUAAAAUUUUAUUCGAAAAUGCUUCUACUCAAUUACAAAAUGAAUUAAGUUCUACAAUUAAAGAUAUUAAUCAAAAUAUUUUCGAUCAAUUUUUGAAUUUUAAUAACAAGAUAAAUAUUACAUCGGAUUUACAUUUACUUAUGAGUAUAGCCAGUUCUAGUGGUCUAACUAAAAUUGUAAUGCUUCUCAAGUCAAUUGACCAUGAUUUUGAACAAAUUCGACAAAUUUUUCAACGAAUUCUUAAACGUAACUCAACAUUACUGACUAAUUUUACCAGUAGCGUAUUCAAUGAAUUUGAAGAAUUUACGAUGAAAGUAAUUCAAUCAACAAUUGAAAAAUGUCCAUUACCGAAAGAUACUAUACUAAGAGCGGAUGAAUUGAUUUGUCAUCAGACAGCAAAGAAUAUAAACGGUUUAUGGCUUCAGAUAUUUUUAUUUUCGUUUAGUAUGAUAACUGGUAUCUAUAUUCUUGGGAUAUACAUUUAUAAACAAUUGUUUUAA